UAAGGCGUCGUUUAACCAAUAGAUAUAACAAAAAAUUAAUAUGGAUAUUUGGCAAUUUUAACGUAACUCAUUUUGAAAGGAAAACAUUUUCUGAAGAGAUGAUCCCUUGAAAUUAUGUGGUCACAGAUUUUUGUUAAAUAAAGUGCAUUAUUGCAUACCCCAUUCUGCUGUUGAUUGCAUGAGUCAUCGAGCUUUCUACCACAAACUAAUUUAGCUUGCUUUGAUUGAAUUUGAUACGGAUUAUUAAUCUACCAAAAAGCAGGUGUACGAGAGACAUAGUAUAAAUGAAUGCGCUGUUUUGUUCGGCACAAAAUAAAUUUCAUGCUUCUGCACACCAAUAACACAGUAAUUCAUAGAGCGGUAUACUAUUCUCCUGCAUCGUCACAAUGUCCACAUUUGGGUCUUUUUUUCCUCCAUCCCGUCCCUCUGGUAACGAUCUUAGAUUGUCCAUGACAAUGAUCUUAAUAUCUUAAAGAACUUAUAGAACAAAAAGAUUUCGUAAAAUUAAUUAAAAUUUCGGUGUCAUAUCUUUUAUGUUAGCGCGCAAUUCCUUAUGUUUAACAUAUGAUCUACCGACCAGGGAAAAACUGCCGAAAAAAAACGUCUAAGGUCGUAGCAACGGCAUCCUUUGUACGUUAGAUCAAUAGAAAGUGCUGAUAAGAUUUUAUUUCUCCUUAAAAAAAGACAGCUUUUCUUUUGUUGAUGUUUAAAUGAGACAAACUGAUUUUGGUGCAGUCUUUCCUUAGCAACAGCUCAUUUUAAUACCAUUCCAAUAAUGUUGAUGUUAUUCCGGCGCCACUAUACUUGUCAGAUGAAUAUUUGGGUUGUUGAAUUAUUUGCACCAAUUCAUGGAUCGUGAUGGUGACUCUUCAAACGCUUAUCGCCAAUUAUGCACGUGCGCUAAUCAUGAGUUCUAGAUAGUCGCGUAGUAACAAGCAGAUCUAAAAAAUAUUUUUAAGCCGAGUAGUAGGAUGAAAGUAUAAUAAGCCCCUAAAAACAUUAUUUCUUCUGAGCGCUUGUUUUCUCUCACACGGAUGUUUUGAAAUGCUGAGCGAGUUAAAACAGUUUCUAUGAGGGUUUUUUUCGUUCAAAAGGUGUGUAACUGACGAACUAAUAGAAACGCCUUCUAUCGAUGCUAGAAACGUGUUUCGCAUAUCGAUUUAACGGCUAAAAAAUGCAUUUUAAGCAUCGACUGAACGCGUUUCUAUUAUUUCGUCGUUUACACGCGUUUGGAUACUGUUUCAAAUGAGAACAAAACCUCCUGGGUUGUUAGUUUCAAAGCUUUAUAAUUUAUCUGAACUUAAUUGUAGAAGGCAUUCGGUAAGAUGGAUGUAAACGAAAGUCAUAUCGAAGAAAACAUCAGUCACGAAUCUAUUAUCUCUUUAUGCCAAUCACUAUAUUCAAACAGAUGCAUUACGUUAGAAUUUCGACGAUGUUUAAUUCUAAAAAGGUACGUUGCUUCCGAAUAGCUAACGAGGAAACAUAUCCAACUAUUACCUCGUUUUUUCAGCCAAACCCAGUGGAUUGUAGAUAAUCGACCACGCUGAUUCUGAAUAAAAAUAUGAGAACUUCUCUUAGGCCUUCAAAGAUCUGGUUUUCUGGAAAAUCAGUUUUUCAGAAACUCUAAAAAAGAACCAAAACAUUUCUUAACGAGGCAUAAUUGUAGCCCCACAUUUCUGAUUAAAAUGAGACUUCUCACAGCUCUACAUGACCUUUCUUUGCAAAGUUAUAGAAUUUACAAGAAAAGCCCUAAAUUGAUUUCUUCUUAUUUCUGUAGCUUUGAGUUCACAAUGACCAUUUAGGGCUUUUCUUGUAAAUUCUAUAACUUUGCAAAGAAAGGCCAUGUAGAGCUGUGAGAGAUCUCAUUUUAAUCAGAAAUAUGCGGGUUACAAUUAUGCCUCGUUAAGAAAUGUUUUGGUUCUUUUUUUAGAGUUUCUGAAAAGCUUAUUUUCCAGAAAACCGGAUCUUUGAAGGCCUUAGAGAAGUUCUCAUAUUUUUAUUCAGAAUCAGCGUGGUCGAUUACCUAUAACUCACUGGGUUGGGCUGAAAAGACGAGGUAACAGUUAAACAUAUUUCCUUGUAAGUUAUGAUUUCAUAAUGUUGGAAUUUUGUCUUAUUUCAGUAAUUUUGAUGAACUAAUGUUGGCACUAUCCAAAAAUGGAUCUCUGUGUUCAUUAAAUUUGAGCAUCAAGAUGCUAGAUGAAGAAGAACGUUUAGUAAAACUUAACCGGUCAUUAACUAAUGCUCAUAAUUUAGUUUGCCUACAGAUACAUGGUAAUAAUAUUCAAGAUAAGCAAUUUAUUGAAUUAUGCUCUGUAUUACAAAAAAAUUGUUUAAAGUUAAAAAUACUUGAUAUCGGAGAUAAUUGUCUGACGAACAAAUCGAUAGGAUCAUUGUGUCCCUUAUUGUUAACUGAUCAACAAUCAUCUGGGUUAGAAGAACUCUAUAUAAGUUCAAAUCGUUCUAUUACCAGCGCCGGAUGGACAGAACUAUUGUUUGCUAGUGAGUUAAAUAUAACAAAGAAGUGGGAAAUAAAUUUUCGAGCUCUUUGUUUAGUUUCAUAUAAUUCCUACUUGAAAAGACUAUCAAUGGAUUACAAUCAUAUCGAUAAUGUUACAUUGUCAAUGUUAGCAAUUGUCAUUUCAUCGAGUCGAACAUUGACGUACGUAGAUUUGGAAUGUUGUAAUUUGACAGAAUAUGCUGGACAGUUAUUGUUAUCGUUAUUAACACGUUAUCCUGUUGAAUUAAACGAAUUAGUUUUAGAAAAGAAUCCAUUAAUCACAGAAAAAACUUUAACUUUGAUAAAUGAUUGUCUAGAAUUGAAAACAAAAAACAAAUCAGCGAAUCGGCGUUUAUCAACAGUGUCUUCAUCGAGCAUAGUUCAAAAUAAAGAACAUGAUCGACAAAUGAUGAACGAGAGCGUUAAGACAAAAAAUAAAAAUAUUAGAUUUGAACAAUCACAAGUUUCGAAAACAAGCGAUUCAAAUAAACAAGAAAUUCCAAAGAAAAAUCCUCAAACUGUAACCUCACCAAGAAAACAAACAACAAAAAAAGAAUUACAACCACCGGCAUUGAUCAGACAACGACAGCAACAAAUUGAUCAAAAAGAAGUAGAAAUUCAAGAAGAAGAGUUAUUACCUGUUGAGAUUGAUUCUUUUGGGGGUAAUAAUCUACCAAUGUUUUAUUGGACCAGAAUGUAG
Molecule: messenger RNA, 3200 nt
Organism: Didymodactylos carnosus
Lineage: Eukaryota; Metazoa; Rotifera; Eurotatoria; Philodinida; Philodinidae
Source: the annotation of a GenBank genome assembly